CUGUCUCCCCCCCGCUUCUCCCCGGCGGUGACACCGGGCUGAGCCUCCUCAUCUCCCACGCGUUGCUUGGGAGCCACUCAGUUGAUAUGCCGGCUUGCUGGUUUGCUCGUUAUCCCCAUCCCCCCACAUACACACACACACAGACCGGGAAAAUCCCCUCUUAGCCCCGUUUUAACCGCACUGGCCACGUGGCAUUUGCAGAGGCGGUGGCGCCCCCUGAAUUGGGCGCUGCUCGAGAACAUCCCGCCGGGCUUCGUGGACCUGUUGUGGGGAUGCGGAGGGAGACAGGGAAAGGAAGCAGGAGCGCCUGUUAAGCAAACAUUAGAGAUGCCUGUGGAGAUUCUCAAUCAUCCCGGGUCAUGGUUGUCCCAGAGGUGCCUUUUCCAAAAGGCAAACUGGACUUUCUCGGGUUUUUCCCUUGGAAAACGAAAGUUAGAACCGAAGAAGCUUCUUGGAGGAGAAGCGAAACCUUUUCAAAAGUAAAGCCCAGUUGCCUUUUGGGGGGGGAAAAGCAUUAAAGUGCUCCUAAUUUUGACCCAUUCGUGUCCAUGUAUAGUUGAAACUCCUGGUUUGAAGCUCCAGCAGCUGCAAUUGCUAUCCACGAGGUUAAAGGUUUGCAGGCGACUGGGGAUUAUAGAAGUUGAUUACUUCGGACUCCAGUUUACAGGAAGCAAGGGAGAGAACUUGUGGCUGAAUUUGAGAAAUAGAAUAUCCCAACAGAUGGAUGGCUUGCCUCCUUACAGAUUGAAACUACGGGUCAAGUUCUUUGUGGAGCCACAUCUGAUCUUGCAGGAGCAGACAAGGCAUAUGUUUUUCCUGCACAUAGAGGAGGACCUUCUGGCUGGUAAUCUACAGUGUCCUUCUGAACGUGCUGUCGAAUUAAGUGCUUUGCUUGCCCAGUUGAAGUUUGGUGAAUAUAAUCAGAAUACUGCCAAAUACCACUACGAAGAGUUCUGUAUGAAAGAACUGACCUCUUCUACUUUGGACAGUAUUAUUGCAAAACAUAAGGAUCUUGACGGUCUCAGCCAAGUUUCAGCUGAAUAUCAAGUUUUACAGAUUGUGUCAACACUAGAGAACUAUGGAGUAGAAUGGCAUUCGGUUAGAGACAGCGAGGGGCAAAAACUUUUUAUUGGAGUUGGCCCUGAAGGCAUUUCCAGAUGUACAGAUGACUUCACUCCCAUCAACAGGAUUGCAUAUUCAGUUGUUCAGAUGGCUACACAGUCUGGGAAGAAUGUAUAUUUAACUGUCACUAAAGAAUCAGGAAACAGCAUCGUUCAUCUUUUCAAGAUGAUCAGCACCAGAGCAGCUAGUGGACUAUACAGAGCAAUAACAGAAACACAUGCAUUUUACAGGUGUGAUACUGUUACUAGCGCUGUCAUGAUGCAAUAUAGCCGAGACCUAAAGGGCCACUUGGCAUCCUUGUUCCUGACAGAAAAUAUUAAUCUUGGGAAAAAGUAUGUAUUUGACAUUAAGCGGACAUCUAAGGAAGCUUAUGAUCAUGCAAGACGAGCUCUUUACAAUGCUGGCAUUGUGGAUCUAGUUUCAAGUAAUGACCAAAGCCCCCCCAGUUCUCCUCUUAAAUCGUCAGAAAACAGUAUGAACUGUAACAACAAUUGUGAGGGUCUCAACUGUCAGCAAAUGAAAGCUCUUCAGGAAAAACUACGGAAGUUUAAGGAGUCUCUGCUGUGUAUGGCAUGCUGUGAAGAAGAAAUAAAUUCAACAUUUUGUCCAUGUGGCCACACUGUGUGCUGUGAGACAUGCGCCAUACAGCUACAUGUGUGUCCAGUCUGCAGAUCUGAAAUAGAACACGUGCAGCAUGUAUAUUUGCCUACCCACACAAGCUUGCUUAAUUUGACUCUAAUAUGACCUCUGUGUUACUUUAACUAAUCCAUACUUCCAAAGUACUGCCCUAAAGUUCCAAUUCCACCGAUAAAAAAGAACUAUCACUUCUGCAUCUGCCAACAAUUACUGGAAGGACCACGACAAAAGUUGGAAAGGGAGAAUAUGAACAAGCUCUUAUUAGAAUAAAUUUUAGAGGAUAUACUGUGAAUGACUUGUAGACAAACUUGUGUUAUUUGAAACAGCAUUAUUAAUAAAUUAACAAUAUUCUGAGAGUAAAGAUGAAAAUUUAGUCUGCAGUAUCCAGCAGUAACUCAGUUUUAUGCAUUUUAUUAAAAUUGUUUUAAAAAUUACUUUAGCAUGACCAUUCCCAUUUAUCUUUUAGAAAGACUAGUUUUUAAUACGUACAUCCAUUGUAGUAUAAUUACGUUUCUGCUUUUGUUUUACUGAAGUAAGAAACUUAUUUUUAAAUUUGUGCACUUAAGAAAUUAAGAUUGCAAAGCUUUAAGCAAAUAGCUGGGUUUAUUCAGCAGAUCUUGCAAUCAGAUUACUUGCAAAAUUUAUUAUCAAUUUUUGAGUCAAUCAGCAGCCUGGUGGGUACCUAAGAAAAUGUGGAUAAAACACUUAAAAUGUAAUUUUGAUUUUCUAAAGAUUUUCUGUCCUUAGAAAACUCAGCUGUUGUUUCUGUUCAUAUGCCUUAUAUUUGGAGAAAUGUUCCUCAAAUACUAUAAUCUUAGUGUCUCCUUAAAAUGCAGUUGUGUUAAAUUUCUUAAAACCAUCUGCCACAAACCCUAUUUUCCCUAAGCAUUUUGGAUUUUGGUCAACUAGUGAAUGCCACAGAAUACUGAAAGCUAGAUGAUCAUGUGCAAUACUAGCUGAAAUGAAAGCUAGAAAAGUCACUUUACUGCGACUUUCUAAAUAUACUUUUCAUAUUGCCUUAAUGUAGCAGUAAUAUGUGUAUGCAUUUGUUUCUUUGCACAGACAUUUUGUCAAAUAUCAAAACUCUACUUUUUUAUAGCACAUUAGCAUAUAAAUCUUGUUCCCAAAAAGAUAUUUAUUUUUUCACUUUGUAAAAAUGUUUUGUUUCCACAUGAAGUAAGAGCUCCUCUAUGAUAGAAAACUUCUCUUUUUUUAUAUAUUCAGGUUAAUAAAGGACUUUUAAAAUA
This is a messenger RNA of Pantherophis guttatus, 3005 nucleotides long. RefSeq names its product myosin regulatory light chain interacting protein (gene MYLIP). Gene Ontology annotation, molecular function: ubiquitin-protein transferase activity; cytoskeletal protein binding. Gene Ontology annotation, biological process: ubiquitin-dependent protein catabolic process. Lineage: Eukaryota; Metazoa; Chordata; Lepidosauria; Squamata; Colubridae. The record is from RefSeq and is a predicted model, not a curated record. Gene Ontology annotation, cellular component: cytoskeleton.